This is a messenger RNA of Ziziphus jujuba (common jujube), 1025 nucleotides long. RefSeq lists its product as uncharacterized. The record is from RefSeq and is a predicted model, not a curated record. Bases 253 to 780 code for a protein of 175 amino acids. Gene Ontology annotation, molecular function: calcium ion binding. The transcript is spliced from 7 exons. NCBI's taxonomy places the organism in Eukaryota, Viridiplantae, Streptophyta, Magnoliopsida, Rosales, Rhamnaceae.
UGUGUUUCUGCAAAAUGACAAUAAUGGCCUUGUCAUGUACAGGAGACCAUCAGCGGUGUUCGUCACCCCCAAGAAGACCAAACAAUGUCCGUUUAAUCGUGCUCCGAUGAUGGCAAAGCAAAACCGCAUCUCAUGCUAUCAUAAUAUAAUUACAUCCAUAUUUUAUAUAUAUAUAUAUAUAUAUAUGUAUACAUAGAGGCCCCAAAAAUAUCUCCUUAUCGGCCCAGAAUUUCAGUCUUCUUGUGAGAAACAAUGGGGAGUGCCUCAUCGGUGUUGACUCAGUAUGACAUUGAAGAAGUUCAGGAACACUGCAAUAAGAUAUUUUCUCAGCAAGAGAUAGUGUCCUUAUAUCAAAGAUUUUGUCAACUUGAUCGGAGUGCAAAGGGUUUCAUCUCAGCUGAUGAGUUUUUAUCAGUUCCUGAAUUUGCAAUGAAUCCACUUUCUCAGAGGCUGCUUAAGAUGGUGGAUGGUUUGAACUUUAAGGACUUCGUGGCUUUCUUGUCUGCAUUUAGUGCUAAAGCUAGUGCACAGCAGAAAAUUGAAUUUAUUUUCAAGGUAUAUGAUUCCGACGGUAAUGGAAAAGUGUCUUUUAAUGACAUAUUAGAAGUGCUACGGGAUUUGUCAGGUUCUUUCAUGUCCGAUGAGCAAAGAGUGAAUGUCUUGAGCCAAGUAUUGCAAGAAGCAGGUUACACGAGGGAAUCAUAUUUGAUGUUGGAUGACUUCAUCAAGGUUCUUGGGAAUCCUAGUCUAAAAAUGGAGGUUGAAGUGCCAGUUGACUAGUCGUGGACAGUCAAUUUUUCCCUAUACAACAGAAAGAAAUAAGAUGAAAACUGAAAGCGCACAGCGAUACAAAAGUUCCUUAACUCUCUCUUUUUUUUUGGGGUUUAACCUUUUAUCCCAAUUAGCAAUUAGCAACCAGUGUAAUUAACUUCUAUGAAAUGUCAAAAAAGCAUUCUCUGUGCAUGUUUGGUCACCUUCUUUCAUUAUCAAGUUUCAGAAGAGGCUACGGCAUCCUUGUUUGUUUU